Messenger RNA from Rhopalosiphum maidis (corn leaf aphid), 4383 nucleotides. RefSeq names its product tetratricopeptide repeat protein 37. Gene Ontology annotation, cellular component: Ski complex. Gene Ontology annotation, molecular function: protein binding. Bases 371 to 4285 code for a protein of 1304 amino acids. Lineage: Eukaryota; Metazoa; Arthropoda; Insecta; Hemiptera; Aphididae. The record is from RefSeq and is a predicted model, not a curated record. The transcript is spliced from 3 exons.
UAUAUUAUUUAUUAUCAUUGUCAAAAAAAGUCAUUAAUCGUUAGAAACGAUAUUUACUAUUUAGUCAUAAAAUUAAUAAUUAUUUAAUUGAAAUUUAUAUUCAAUUUACAAUUUAAUAUUCAUAUCUUAAUUGUUUUUAUUUAAAAUUGACUUUGGUCAAUGUGAAAAUUAGUAACAUUGAUGUAGAAUGUGAUUUAAUUUUCUACUAGUUCAAGUGACUGGCUGGGUACUGGUACUGGUUUUUGACAUUUGAAUGUAUAUCAGUGAAAAAUACCAUAGUAAAAAUUGUAAUUAUAUACUCUCUCGUCUUGAUGCCUUACUUGUUUGACUAAAUUUAAUAAUACAAAAUUUAAACAUAUCUAUUCACAAAAUGGAUAAGACCAACAUUAAACAACAGUUGAAACUUGCAAAAGAAGAAUUUAUGAGAAAAAACUUUUCUGAUGCAGCAAAACUGUGCAAAACUAUUUUAAAGACUGAUCCACAAAAUAUUUCUGGUUUGAUUCUUUAUGGCGCAAGUCUCCUAGAAAUGCCAUCUAAAAAAGAUGAAUCUAUUGAACAGUUCCAAAAAGUCAUUGACAUUUCUCCUAAUAAUUUAUUUGCCUGGCAAGGCAUUGAGCAAUAUUACGAAAAAUGUGAUAAGCUUACAGUUUCUCAACAGUUAUUUUAUACAUAUGCUAAUUUAUUGAGUUUAGAAACUGAUGAGACCAAAUGUAAGACACGUGCUAAAAAAUGUAUUGAACUUUGGAAAAAUUAUAAAUCAAAGCUGGAUUUAGAAAUUUUUGUAUCAACAGUCUUACCAAAAAUUAAAAACGAAGUAAUAACACCACAAUACUUGGCCAUAUGUAGAGUUUUAGUAGAGUUUCCAUUCACAGAAGAUACUUCUCCUUUAGAUGAACAUUUAGAAAAUAUUUAUCUAGCAUUAUGUGAAGACGAUAGUUUUGAUCAAAGAUUUGAAAUUUAUUGUAAACUUAUUCCUGUAUUAAAGUCUAAAGGAAAAAGGCAACAACUUGUAGAUACAUGUGAAAAAAUGUUAUCUAUUUAUAAUAAUAAUGCUAUUGCAAUAAAUUUUUACUGUGAAUCAUUCAUCAGCAAUUAUAUUAAAACUAUAAUUGAACCUGAAGAUAAUAUUCUAAAAUUAAUUGACAAAAUGAGUUCAUUAAUUAUGGAAAGAUGUGAAAUAUUAUUAUCGGCACAACCAACAAAUCCAAAUUCAUUAAUAGCUAAAAGUAUUGCUUUGAGAAGAUUAAACGAAUUUGAAGAAAGUCGUAAAUUAUUACGAAAAGUUCUCCAAGUUACCAGUCGUUCAUGGCAAUCGUGGUUUUUAUUAACAGAAAUCCAGAUAAAUAUUCAUUGCUAUGAUGAUGUAAUACGAUGUGUUCAACAAGCAAAAAAAAUUUUGAAACCAACAUUUUCCUGUUAUCAGACUAUGCUUAUUUGGGAAAUUGAAGCUUAUUGUUGUUCUCGGCAGUGCUGUUCUAUACAAGGGCGUCAGUUAGCUAUUGAUAUGUUAAACGAUAAUUUUAACAAUAAACUAAUUGAAUACAUUAUUAUAGCUAGUUGUAAUCUAAAUGAUCAAAAGACUGCAAAAAACUAUUUAAACACAUUACAGAAUAAAUGUGAUAGAAAUGAUCGCUUUAUCUUUUUAGAAUCAUUAUAUUUUACUGAAUUUGGUCAAUUAGAUGAUGCUUUACACUCUUUAAAAAAUAUUUGUAAUUUAUCAGCUGAUGCAGAUGCAUUGCUACUAUUUGGUAAUGUAUUAUGGAAACAAGGACAAUUUUCUGAAGCUGGAAAAUUAUACUUGGAAGCUUCUCGGAUUUCUCCCUAUAGAUGUGACUUAAUUACAAAGUUAGGACAUUAUUACAGAGAAAUUAAACAUUUACCUGUUGCCAUGACUUGUUAUGAAAAAUCUGUGGUCCUGAAUCCUGAUGAUGAAGAAAAUGGUCUCGCCUUGUCAGAUAUAUACCUUACAUUAUCAAAGUCAAAAGAACAAGAAGCAUUGUUGGAAUAUCUGAAAACAUCAAAAAAUGUGAAGUGGGCUUCUUUAAGAUUAGGUCUUCACUAUUUAAGAUUAGACAAAUACGAAGAUGCUGUUGAUAAUUUUCAAAUUGCUACUAAACAUGAUCCAAAUAAUGCAAACUAUUAUGAAUGUCUAGGCGAUGCUCUUUUAGGACGUGAGUCGCUCAUUGGAGCAAAACUUACAUACUCUAAAUGUAUAGAAAUUGAUCCUUCUCUUUUGUAUCCAAAAUUACAAAUAGCUAAAAUUGAAUUUCGUAUUGGUCAAGUGGAUACUAGUAUUCAAUUAUUUUACAAAAUUGUCAACUCUUAUUCUAAAGAUUUUAUUGCAUUAUUCGAUACAGCAAAAAUGUUUAUUGAACAUGCCAAAUCAAUUUUUGUUUGUCAAGUACAUGCGAGUUAUGAUUUAUGCAAAAAUGCUUGUGAAUAUUUGUACAAAGCAUUACUAAUUGAUAACCGAUAUGCACUACUUUGGAAAUUGUUUGGAGAUUUAUGUUUGUUUAUGACAGCGAUGCCCGAAGAAUUAUCUUUUAUAUAUUUACCAUCUAAUAUAUUUAACAUGACUCAAGAAAAUUAUGAAGUGAAAGGCUUACAACUGUAUACUUAUUCUAGAAGAUGCUAUUCACAAGCAUUAAAUAUAACAUCUAAAAAAUUGCAUUUAAAUCCUGCACAAAAAUAUAUUUGGUACGAUUUAGCCAAAUGUUAUUUGACAAAUGCAUUGAACACAGAUAUUGAUAAAAACGAACGAUUAGAAUUUAAAUCCAAGGCAGAGCUAGCUAUUAAAAAAUGUUUAUCAUUAGAUCCAAAAAACAAAGACUUUUGGAACACUAUGGGAAUAAUUGAGGCUAUUGACGAGAUCAAAAAUGAACAUUUGAGUUAUAAUUGUUUCGUUAAGUCUCUGGAAAUUGAAAUAAAUGCAAUUGCUUAUAAUAACUUAGCCAUUAAAUGUAUGAUUCACAAUGAUGUAAAUCUUGCUCAGGAAGCAUUUACAUUGAGUCAACAUAUCGAUCCAACACUUAUAAAUAGUUGGGUUGGGCAAGGUUUACUGACUAGAUUUGAAAAUCCUAUAAAAUCUUUUGAUUUAUUUUAUCAUUCAACUACAUUAGGAUUUCAUGAAGAGAGUGUUUAUUAUUUUACUGAAGCAAACAUAAAACAUAUUAAUGCUGAUACAGAAGUAUUGAUACCAACUCGUCAAAUUCAUCAGAAUAUUGAUUUACUUGUUUGGCUUACAUCUAUAAAUCCUAAGAAUUAUUGGGCACAAAAUGCACUGUCCAUAUUGUACAGAUACUCUGGUAUGUAUAAAAAUGCUAUCAGGGCUGCUAAAUAUGCUGAACAAUAUUGUACACCUGAAACACAAAUAUACAUGCAAAGAAACAUGGCUUUUAGUCUUCUUAAAGGAAAAUGUUAUCAAGAAGCUAUAAUAAAAUAUCAACAAAUGAACUCAAUUAAUUUAUAUGAUAAGUUUGGAAUGGCAUUAGCACUUUAUAAGACUGGUCAGUAUCAAGAAGCAUAUGUUACUUAUGAAUCAUUGACUGAAAAUAAAUCUGAUAUGAAUAUUGUGUCAACUGCUUUUCUUGCUAUGGCUGCAAUAGCUUUUAGUAAUUAUGAAGACUAUGAUAAAGCCACGACAUUGUUCUUGAAGAGUAUACAAAGUAAUACGGCUAAUAUCCAGGCACUGUUGGCAACAUUUGCACUGGGUAUUGUAACACGUAAAAGUAGUCUAUCUAGAACUAUCUUACAAGAAUUGAUAUCGCAUAAGAGUGAUCCUAUAUUUUUGAAAGAUAUUAUUCGAUUUGAAACAUAUUUCUAUUACUUGAACCGUCAACCAAAUAUAUCAUUGAAAUUAAUCAGCCGUUGUAUUCAUAUUUAUCCUGAUAACGCUCAUCUAUGGGUUAACUUGGGUUUCAUAUUAUUGAAUUACUAUAUAGCCAAUGAGUCCAAACGUAAAAGAGGACUAGGUUCUCAUAUUUUUACAUGCGCCACAGUUAUCAGUCAUAAAACUUGGGAACUUAAAAAUGCAUUAGUUCUGACUACCAUUUGCAACUUGUUUGAAGGAGAAUUGAAAACAUGCCUACGAAAUGUUUUAAAGGGAAUUCAUUUAUACCCCACGUCAUAUGAACUUUGGACAGUUUUAUUGAAUGCCAUAUACUGUCGGGGUAAUAUUGAAGAUGCAAAGUUCAUAAAAAGUCAUAUUAAUUUUGUUGUAAACAAUUUAAAUCCUAAUGAAAUUUUAAAAUGUAAUCUUUUAAAACUAGAAACUCAUAUUCCAUAACAUUGAUAUCAUAUUAUGUAAAUUUAGUGUAUUAGUUAUUUAUACCUAACUAUAAUUACAAUAUUUAAUAUUUUAACAUAAUACUAUUUAUAAUUAUU